UGCUUGGUCACACGAUGGGUUCCCUCAGCACAGCCAACGUGGAGUUCUGCCUCGAUGUGUUCAAAGAGCUGAACAGCCACAGUGCCGGAGACAACAUCUUCUUCUCUCCUCUGAGUCUGCUUUACGCCCUAAGCAUGAUCCUCCUCGGUGCCCGAACCCGGAGUGCGGAGCAAAUGGAGAAGGUGCUUCACUUUAAUCAUGUUGUCGGACCAUUAAAAUCAGAUUUUCAGGACUCAUCUAAGUGCCUCCAAGCUGAACGGAUUCAUUCCGAGUUGGGAGCCCUGUUCCCUCAAAUCAAUCAGCCAGACUCCAACUAUACCCUCAGCAUUGCCAACAGACUCUACGGGAGCAAGGUGAUGACAUUCCAUCAGCAAUACUUAAACUGUUCGGAGAAGAUAUAUGGAGCCCGGCUGCAAACUGUUGAUUUUGAACACUCUCCAGAAGAAGCAAGACAAACCAUUAACGCUUGGGUUGAAAGUCAAACCAAUGGUAAAGUCACGGACCUCUUUCAAAGGGGCACAAUUGACCCUUCCUCCAUCAUGGUCUUGGUGAAUGCCAUCUAUUUCAAAGGACAAUGGCAGUAUAAAUUUCAGGAAAGAGAGACCACUAAGGCCCCCUUUGAGCUCAGUGAGGGUAAAAGUGUGACUGUGGAAAUGAUGUACCAAAGUGGAAUCUUCAAACUGGCUUUCAUAAAGGAGGCACAACUACAGGUCCUGGAGCUGCCCUAUGUCAACAAUAUUCUUAGCAUGCUCAUCCUGCUUCCAGUGGGCACGGCCAAGCUCGAACAGAUUGAGGAGCAGCUGAACCUGAAGACCUUCCAGCAGUGGACCAGCCCUUCCAACCUGAUGGAAAGAGAAGUGGAGGUGCAUAUCCCCCGGUUCAAACUUGAAAUGACCUACGAGAUGAACUCUCUGUUGAAAUCUCUUGGGAUGACAGACAUCUUUGACCAGCGCAAAGCUGAUCUUUCGGGAAUGUCCCCAGCUAAGACAAUGCACCUAUCCAAGGUCAUCCACAAGUCAUAUGUGGAUGUCAAUGAGGCGGGUACCGAGGCUGCCGCGGCCACUGGGGACGUCAUUGUAGUGAAGAGACUUCCCAUCCGAGCUCAGUUCCUGGCCAAUCGCCCCUUCCUGUUCUUCAUAAGGCACACUCACACCAACACCAUCCUAUUUUGUGGAAAGUUUGCUUCUCCAUAAACAAAUGGGGCUGGGCACAGCUCAGAGCCACCAGGUAGAUGGAGGAGCAAACAGAGCCAAAUAACCAGGCCACUCUCCUGGGAACCUUGUGCACCUUGGUGCCUCAGUUUGCUCAUCUGAAAAGUGGGUCUUGGACCUUUUCCAACCUAUCAUAUAAAUAGGUGACUUCUAGGAUCAUGGUAGCCAGGGGGAAAGGUACAAUCACUCAACAGGCUUCUCUGGCUUUCUUCUACAUGGCUACAAGCCAAGCAAUGCUCACCCUCCAAACGGUUUGGGAUUCCCUUGCUCCUGCCGCCCAGAGUCCCCACACGGCUCAUAGGAGUCAGUGAGAUCCUGCAUAAGCAUCUAGGCUGCCUUUAGAAAACCAGUUGGUAAGUUGCGACUUUCAAUGGAUUAAAAGAUUAUUUUGCUUGCAUGUGUAAAUAUAACAGCUUGAAUUGUAGUUCAGCAUCCUGUAUUGACUAUAAUAAAUGCGUGAAAUGGCA
Echinops telfairi (small Madagascar hedgehog) is the source of this 1678-nucleotide messenger RNA. It is a transcript of the gene SERPINB11, whose product is annotated as serpin family B member 11. The transcript is spliced from 7 exons. Gene Ontology annotation, biological process: negative regulation of endopeptidase activity. Gene Ontology annotation, molecular function: serine-type endopeptidase inhibitor activity. Bases 15 to 1193 code for a protein of 392 amino acids. Lineage: Eukaryota; Metazoa; Chordata; Mammalia; Afrosoricida; Tenrecidae. The record is from RefSeq and is a predicted model, not a curated record.